Trichobilharzia szidati is the source of this 211-nucleotide messenger RNA. The record is from the annotation of a GenBank genome assembly. Lineage: Eukaryota; Metazoa; Platyhelminthes; Trematoda; Strigeidida; Schistosomatidae.
CAAAACCAAGUGAAUGGUUAUUGGAAUGGUAAAAUUAUUGAGGGUAUAUCAGUUUUAGUCAAAGUAUCAAGAAAUGCAUCAGACACAUACUUUCUUCCACCACGUUCAAAUGGUUUCGAUUAUUUAGGAUCAGUACGAGUUCAAUGUUCUUUAAUUCAACAAAAAUCUCGGAAAACACUAUUAACCUAUUAUAGAUGGAUAAAUGUUAUAC